Fraxinus pennsylvanica is the source of this 648-nucleotide messenger RNA. NCBI's taxonomy places the organism in Eukaryota, Viridiplantae, Streptophyta, Magnoliopsida, Lamiales, Oleaceae. The record is from the annotation of a GenBank genome assembly.
AUGCAAGUUGUUAGUGACAGUGGUGAGGCCAAUGCAGUUGCCAUUGUGAAUCAGGAGGAAAAUCAUGAAAGAGAUGGCAAGGGAGGUGAUUCUGAGCUUCGUGAUUUUAUGGGUAAUACAUCAUGGCUUGUGAAUUCAUACAUGCAGAAUGAGGCAAGAAAAGCCAAUCAGACUACCAUGGUUGCCGAGGAGAAAAUAAUGGAACCUCCUGAAGAGUCUAUAGGAAUUUCUAAGCAAAAAUGGCUUGAGGAGAGGAAGAAGAUAAUUGGUAGACUUUUUGAUGCCAAUGGUUUGAAUAUGAGCAAAGCAUAUAUGCUGGACACGCAAGACAUGGCAAAGUCAAAGUAUAAAAAAUGGGAGAAGGAGCCUACUCCUGCUGAUUGGGAUGAAAAACAAGGCCCAAUAUUCAGAACUUGUAAGAAUUGCAAGACGCAGUUCGAUCCUGUUCUCAAUCACCCCCGAGCUUGCCGUUAUCACACAGCUCAUUUUGGUGGAGAAACAAAGAGAAAGUUUGAGAGUGUAUUCUCCGGAGGCACUAUGGACACCCCCGACUCUGGCAAAGUUUUUCAGUACUGGCAUUGCUGUGGGUCUGAAGAUCCCUUUGACCCUGGAUGCACUUCUGCACCUCAUGCUUCCUAUGACGACUGA